Messenger RNA from Penicillium macrosclerotiorum, 2991 nucleotides. RefSeq names its product putative DNA excision repair protein (Rad26L). Lineage: Eukaryota; Fungi; Ascomycota; Eurotiomycetes; Eurotiales; Aspergillaceae. The transcript is spliced from 2 exons. Gene Ontology annotation, molecular function: ATP binding; ATP-dependent chromatin remodeler activity. Bases 1 to 2991 code for a protein of 996 amino acids. The record is from RefSeq and is a predicted model, not a curated record.
AUGGGGAGCCACAGAGCGGAGCCCGAUGUCAUCACUGUUGAAUCGGAUGAUGACGAUUUGGAGGAGCCCACUGUAAGCUGUAAAAAGCCUAUUCAGGCUACCGCUUACAAUCUUACGCCUAAAACCGGAGACUCUGGGGCCCAGUCACGCAUAAUCUCGAGCACUCCGGUUAAGGGCGAAGUUGACAGCGAUGAUGACUUUAACGACAACGAGGCGGCUUACAAAAAGUUCAAGGCGCGCAAAUCCGUCAAAAGAAGACAAAGCGCAGCCGCUACGCGCAAGGCCAAAGCUCCCAAGAGAGAGCCUCAAGAUCAAAUAUUUGUGGGAAAGACCAGGCCAGACCGACCUUCGACAAGAUCUAAGCAGUCCUUGAAGCAGUAUGGCGAUGUGUCUUCAGAAGACGAGCUGAUGGAGCACAUGCUGCCCUCCUAUCUGAAACGACGCCGUCUCAUGUUUGACCGAAGGCAAGAGCACCUCCAGGAAUCCGGGUUGAAGCUGCCGCCUUCCUAUGACGAAGUGGACUUCUCCGAUGACGAUCGCCUUGAACAUCUCCAAGAGAAGCCAUAUUUUCCGGGCAGGGAUCCUGUGAGGGAAUACAAAGAUAUCACGCUUCCCUAUUCUCUGGGGCUCAUCCCCGCGCCUAUCGCCCAGUGGCUGCGGCAAUAUCAAGUAGAAGGCGUGGCGUUCUUGCAUGAGUUGUUCGUCUACCAGAAGGGUGGCGUUCUCGGAGAUGACAUGGGCCUGGGAAAGACUAUUCAGGUUAUUUCAUUUCUGACGGCAGCGUAUGGCAAGACUGGAGAUGAGCGAGACGCGAAACGAAUGCGCAAGAUGCGCAGGUCCGGCGAAAGUACUUGGUACCCUCGCACACUGCUCGUCUGCCCCGGCACGCUGAUCUCAAACUGGAUUGCCGAGCUGCAACGGUGGGGGUGGUGGCAUAUUGAUGUAUAUCACGGGCCGAACAAAGAACUUGCGCUGGACGCGGCAAAGUCGGGCAGGGCGGAGAUCCUGAUAACGACUUAUACUACGUACGUGAAUAACAAGGACGCCGUUAACAUGGUUGAGUGGGAUUGUGUAAUUGCAGAUGAAUGUCAUAAGAUCAAGGAACGGACGUCGGAAACAACACAAGCGAUGAAUGUAAUCAACUCACUAUGCCGGAUUGGUCUAACUGGCACUGCUAUUCAGAAUCGAUAUGAAGAGUUGUGGACACUACUCAACUGGACUAACCCGGGAGUUCUUGGCCCAGUGGCCACUUGGAAAGCACAAAUUUCGGAGCCCUUGAAGAUUGGACAGUCGCACGAUGCUACAGUGAACGAACUCAGCAAGGCGAGACGAACAGCCAAGAAGCUCGUGGAGAACUUGCUACCGCAAUUCUUCCUCCGGCGUAUGAAGACGCUGAUUGCAGAUCAAUUACCGAAGAAGAGCGAUCGAGUGGUUUUCUGCCCGUUGACCGACACACAAGCCGAGGCCUAUGAGAAUUUUCUGGACAGUGACAUGGUCAACUGCAUCCGUUAUUCUACAGACCUUUGUGACUGCGGCUCUAAUAGGAAACGAGGCUGGUGCUGUUAUAGAACGAUCCCUGGCACAGAGGUGCCCUGGCAAGCCUACGUCUUCCCUGCAAUCGCUGUGCUACAGAAGCUCAGCAAUCAUCUUGCCAUCCUUAUUCCUCAGGGUAACGACCCGCGGGAGAAACAAGAGAAAGAGAAGGAGAUGCUGCAGAUUGCUCUCCCGCAGCAAUGGGAGGAUCUCUACCGAUCUCGAGAUUCGAUCGUCAACUAUGCAAACCCUGAGUUUUGCGGCAAAUGGAAGGUCCUGCGAAAGCUACUUAGGUGGUGGCACGCGAAUGGUGACAAGGUCCUCGUCUUUUCUCAUAGCUUACGUCUGCUGAGGAUGCUGCAAAUGCUCUUCAACCACACCAGCUACAAUGUCAGCUUUUUAGAUGGAUCCAUGAAGUAUGAGGACCGAGCCAAAGCUGUGGACGAGUUCAACUCCGAUCCCAACCAAUUCGUCUUCUUGAUCUCGACCAAGGCCGGCGGCGUCGGAUUGAACAUCACCUCGGCGAACAAAGUGGUUGUCGUCGACCCCAACUGGAACCCAUCCUACGACCUCCAAGCGCAAGACCGAGCCUACCGCAUCGGCCAGAACCGCGACGUCGAGGUCUUCCGACUCGUCUCCGCUGGCACGAUCGAAGAGAUCGUCUAUGCCCGCCAGAUCUACAAGCAGCAGCAAGCCGAGAUCGGCUAUAACGCCAGCUCCGAGCGGCGGUACUUCAAAGGCGUCCAGGAAAAGGCAGACAAGAAAGGCGAGAUCUUCGGCAUGAAGAACCUCUUCGCCUACCAACACGACAACGUCGUGCUUCGUGACAUCGUCAACAAAACCAAUAUCGCCGAAAGCCGCGCCGGCGUUCAGGUCAUGGACUUCGAGUUCAAGGAAGAGUCCGAGCGCGUCUGCAAAGCCGAGGACGAAGCCAUGAGCCAGCUCGCCGCGAUGGUCCGUGGCGACGCUAACGCCGACGCCGACGGUCCUAAGCCCAAGUCCGAGGCUGCCCGCAACCACGAUCCCGUGCAAGCAAUCCUCGCCGGCGCAGGCGUCGAGUACACACACCUGAACAACGAAGUCAUUGGCUCAUCCCGGGUUGAGGAGCGUCUCAGCCGGCACGCGGCGCAGACGGAGAAUGACCCCGAUGCGGACGUCCAGAUCUUCAUGCCGUCGCAGCUCGACGCUGACGCGGGUCUGGCGUCGCCACAGCGCAUGCCACCGGCGCCGUCACUGUUUCGCGGGCCGGAGGGGCAAGUCGUGCGAUUCGAGUACAAUCCGCCCUCAGAUGUGAAGCGGCGGCAGUUCUGCAGCAUGGCGCGGCGAUUUGGGUAUGGCGAUGCGACGGAGUUUGCACUAGUGGUGGAGAACAUGACGCAGGCGGAGCGGAGGGCUUGUUUGGAUCGAUGGUAUCAGGAGCGGAGAGAGGUCCUGUUGGGGCGGGAUGAGAAAGGGUGA